AUGACGAGACCUCACAUUAUUCGCGCUGACACCAUCGAUCUGCAAAAUCCUGACGCACCGUCAGCGAAAGACCACUCUAGGGCGCCCAACGGCUCAUUUGGUCCGCACCAGGCCGAGACUCUUCGAGAAGUCGCCCAGGAAUCCGCCGAAGAUCAAGCACGCAGCCCGAGGCUGUCCUGGACCCACGCCGGCGACGACGACGAUAUCUCCGACUCUGACGAUCUCGCGGGAGACGUCUCCAGGAAGCUCACUGGUGGCACAAUGGACGACGCAAGCAAAAAACAACAGCAGCAAGAUGCGCUGGCUGUCGCACAAAACGGAGGCGUGUCGGACGACGGAAACAUGGACGACACCGACGAGAGCAUGGACGACGAUGACAUGAUGGACAAGAUCUCGAGUUCCCCCUCGAUUGAAGAUGAGAUCGCGGCACCCCCGUUUCCCCUUCGUUUAUCGAGGCAAGGUCCUCUUCUCCUUAUACCGAAUCCCUUGAAUACCCUCCAGCACACCUCUCUUGGCAGCAUAGCAAGGCUUCUGCCAGCUCAUACACCCGUCAUCAUCUUCGCGCAAACUGACGAAUACUGCGACAACGAGCAACACUGCGAUGAAUGUUACGACGAGCGUGAUUGGCAGGACGAAAACGACGAGAAUCAUACAGCGGAGUUUGGUAUUCAGAGCGUCGCACAGCAUGGGCCCAUUGUGGUUAGUCCGCUUCGCUUGCGCAAAUUUGGGGAACCAAUUUACGACGACUUUGCUCAGCGGCGUGCAGAGAUGGAGAGGGCAGAGAGAGACGAAGCAGUUGGUGGACUCGACGACGACGGCAUCCCGCUUACGAUUCCUUACGAACCCUCCAAUGAAGAAGAUGAUGAUGACGGCGAUGUUUCUCUUAUUGAUGAUUCUAGAUAUAUUGCCUGCGGUUGGGGCAACGAGUGCUUACACGAAGCAGAGGACAUCGAUUUCGAAUUCGUCUAUGCGUUGCACACCUUUGUUGCAACUGUCGAAGGCCAAGCGAAUGCUACCAAGGGCGACACCAUGGUAUUGCUGGAUGACAGCAACAGCUAUUGGUGGCUGGUCCGUGUGGUGAAAGACAGCAGCAUUGGCUAUCUGCCGGCAGAGCACAUUGAGACGCCAACCGAGAGAUUAGCGCGCUUGAACAAGCACAGGAAUAUAGACGUAGUCGCUCCCUCCAUGGAAGAGAUGAACCUUUCUGACUUAGAUCAGCUUUCCGCUACAAUGCUCGGAGAUCAGUCUGGAGAAAAGUCCAAAAGCACUUUCAAAACUGCUCUGAGGAAGAAAAAGAAGACGGUCGCGUUCGCCGCACCGACUUUUGUCGAUUAUUCUGACUAUGAUUACUCGUCUGACGAGGAUGAAGUUGAUGAGCUUUUGUCUCAACAAGAGGGUGCUCAACAGCAGCAGCAGCAGCAGCAACAACAACAAACAUCACAACAAACAUCGCAACAAUCGACAGAGGAAACUAUGGAUGACGACACGGCCAAGGUGGAACCACUGAAGCCAAGGACAACGAAGGAGGUGAACGCUGCGGAACCGACUAAGAAAGAGGAGGCAUCAGAGGACGACUCGAAACGCGACAGCGGCGAAAUCUUUGAGAAGCCAGAAGGUCCCAGCAGGUCGAGGAACGGCACCGUCAGGAAUACCGACUCUUUCUUUAAGGACGAAACGGUCGAGACCAAGAAGAUCACGCUUACGCCUAAUUUGCUUCGUGAUGACAGCGGCUCGCGACCCUCGACGACGGAAAGUGUCCAGGUCAAGCAACGACCAAGUUUGGACAAGAUGGACAAGGAGCUGCAGCCGGAUAAGAAGGAAGACAAGAAGAAGAAGGACAAGAAGGAGAAGGAAAAGAAGACGAGCACCAUUCGGAGUUUCUUCUCGCGUAAGGACAAGAAGAAGACUACGGACGACGACGAUGAGUCUUUCGGCAAGAGAUCGAUGGACACUGUUACAGAAUCUCAAGACCGGGAGAGCCGCGAGAGCCGUGAGAGUCGGGAAGAGGAGCUUCAGGAACCGUUGUCCCCGAGAGGCGAUGGCCCUCAACGGAACCCCAGCAAGCUGCAGAAGCAACAGCCGAGAGUCGAGCCGUCUCCUGCGAGGAACAACGGGGCUGCGACGCCGCAAAAGUCUGCCACCAGGGAACUCUCCGAAUUCAUAUCCUCUGAAGGCCGCCCCAACAAUGUUUCGAACAUGCCUCCUGCUUCCAUGCGCAUCGUCGAGGAUGAUUCAUCGGACCCGGAGCUUUCCGGUCAACAGCAGCGGAUCAAGUCUCCCGAGACGACUCGGUCACCACCCCAAGAAAGGUCGACGCUAUCCAAGAUCAUGCCGUCGAGGAGUGGCAAUAGCGAACCAAAGCCGCAAAAGGUCACCAAGGCCAAGUCUCGCGUCGAGCUUGAUGACUUUGACUCUUCCGGGGAAGAGGUUGAACCUGCUGAGCCACCUGUGCAGCAGCAAGCGCACCAGAUUGUCAGAGAGGAGAAACUGGAACGACCUUUGCCUGGAGCGUUCCCUGACAGCUUUAUGAGCUCCAUUAGUGGUGCUAGCGCCCAGACUGACAAGACAAUUACUCCUACGCAAUCUCAACAGCCUCAGUCGCAACCCACCGCUGUGGAACGCCAAAAGGAGAGACUUUCCGAAUCUCCCGUGCAAGUGUCGCCGGUCACCUCGCGCAACCCUCCUGCGCUCAUGGUGGACACUUCCAGUCAAGAAGGCCACUCGACGUCGCCUUCGCCAGAGCUCAUUGAUGCUGAGGAGGCAGGCAGACAUCGCGCGCAAGACUCGAUGACUGCCAGCUCGACGUCCACGGGUGGCAGCACUACUGGUAGCAGCUGGAAUGACGCAAAGCUUCGGGCCUUCUUCGAUUCAAGCUCGGAUAUACGAGACAUGCUGGUCGUUGUUUACGACAAGAGCGAUGUGGCGCCUGCUGGGCCGGAACACCCCGUUGCAGGCUCUUUGUUCCGCGAACAAAAUGCCAAGUUAGCGGAAAUUACGACUCAACUUGACAACAUGCUUGGUGACUGGCUAGCACGCAAGCAAAGACUUCGAGGCACUGUGUAA
This is a messenger RNA of Colletotrichum orchidophilum, 3063 nucleotides long. Its product is annotated as SH3 domain-containing protein. The record is from RefSeq and is a predicted model, not a curated record. Gene Ontology annotation, cellular component: microtubule cytoskeleton; cell tip. Gene Ontology annotation, molecular function: protein binding. The transcript is spliced from 6 exons. The coding region runs from base 1 to 3063 and encodes 1020 amino acids. Gene Ontology annotation, biological process: establishment or maintenance of actin cytoskeleton polarity. Lineage: Eukaryota; Fungi; Ascomycota; Sordariomycetes; Glomerellales; Glomerellaceae.